This is a messenger RNA of Xiphias gladius (swordfish), 1515 nucleotides long. It is a transcript of the gene ccdc34, whose product is annotated as coiled-coil domain containing 34. The record is from RefSeq and is a predicted model, not a curated record. Lineage: Eukaryota; Metazoa; Chordata; Actinopteri; Istiophoriformes; Xiphiidae. The transcript has 7 exons. Bases 40 to 1053 code for a protein of 337 amino acids.
CCCACCCUGAUAUACGCACAAAGCAGGCAUCGGCUAGUAAUGUCUAGAGGGAGGAUGCCGAACUGUCCUGCCUCUGCAUCCAAGGGCUUCAGCUCGACCCCGGUCAAGACCAGCGGCGGGAAAGACCUCCACACAUCCAGGGGCUCGGACGACGGCGUCCUAUCCGGCGACGAAGACACAUUUUCUCUGCUCUCUCCCAUCUAUCAUGACAGUUUUGACAGCGAUGAAGAAGACCUGGAGCCCAGCCCAGCUGAGCAGACAUCACCCAGGCUGAGAGACAGCUCAGGACGUGGUAUCUCACCAGUCAGAAGUGAGCUACCAAAAACACCUUUAGAGCAGAUGUUCAGUGCAGCCGUGCACCCUGCAGCCUCACCUACUCUGAGUGCAUGGGAAAUGUGGCUGGUGAACAAAGCCAAAGAGGACCGUCUCAAACUGGAAAAGAAAGCAGAAGAGGAACGCUUACUCAAAGAAAAAAAAAAACGAGAAGAAAGGGAGCGGGAACAGAAAAAGAUUGUCAUGGAAGAGAAGAUCCAAGAAUGGCUAAAGAUAAAAAGAGAACAGGAGAAGCAUGAGCAGCUUGUAAAACAGAGCAAAGAGGAGGAGGAGAUACAGAGGCAGUUGGAAAAACAGAGGGAGAUUGAACAGAAAGCUCAGCAAAAGUACAAAGACUGGCUGCAGAGGAAGAACCAAGAAAAAAUAGAAAAAGAAAAGAAAGAGAAAGAGGAAGCCACCGUGAAGGAGGAGCAGGAGAAAGAGCGCCGCAGGAAGGCAGAGGAGAAGUUUAAGGAUUGGUUGGCAAAAGCCAAUGAAAGAAGUAGAGCAAGUCCCAAAUCACCUUGCUACCCAACAAGUCCCUACGACAAAUCCUACCCAUCACCCAGCUUCUACAAUCCGAUCCCGUGGAAGCCGAUUCACGUCCCUCCUCCAGAAACACCACUGAAUAAGACACCUUGCAAGAAACCUCAGAAGCAGAGAAAAAGCCAGCAAAGCCCCGUCGCUGCUUUUAGACUCAGAAACACUGUGAGUGCAGCACAUUUGCUACAGAGAAGAUGACACAGCAGACCCAACAUCUGUGACUGUGAUACUACAGCUUAGUUACGGCUCAAAUAUGAUUUCAUCACGACUCAUUCACACCACCACAGCUCCUGAACAGACACACUGCUGAGUCACGGAAGUACUUCUGUUCUCCAGUAUGGCCGUGGUACUUGAGACGCACUCCUAGAUGUACAGUAUGCCUACAUUUUUGUUAUUGUAUUUGAUUUAUAUACUGGAGCAAUUUGUAAUAAUGUACUAGUUCCAAUUUAAUGUCUAAAUUUUCAGGUUUUCGUAUAUUUACAAGAUUUUUAGAAAAGAGCUUUAGCAUUUGUUCUAAUACUUUAAUUAGCUUCCAUAUUAUAAGAUUGUCUAGCAUAGUUUUUUACAUUGCUACAUGGCUAAGAGCCCGGAUUGUCCAUUUUUUUUUUUUUAUGUAAAUUGAAUUUGUUUGUUGUUACGAUAAAUACAGUGUAAACAUUU